AUGGAAGAUCCGAUCACUUCUCCAUACGAUAUUCUCUUUGAAGCUCUCACGCUCAUCCCUAUUCGUCACUACCUCUACGCUCUCUUCCUCAUCUGGACCGUAUUCGUCUACAAUUUCGUCGAGUUCCAUUUCCUUGGUGAUGCGGUUCUUCAGUAUUUUAGAUGUCGAGUGAAUCUCAUCUACAACCCACAUUCUCCUAUUUACCACGGUGUUGCCUCUCGCUGCCGGACUCUUCACGGCCGAUAUGUGGCGACGCCAUGGUUAGCGACCCCUCAUCUUCAGACUUGUUUCCUUAAUUUCCAUGGAUUGCCUCCCGGGCAAAUUUCCCUUUUUUUUGUUUGUUUGUUUGUUGCAGUUCUUGAUGCGGAUCCUCCCAACAAUCAGAAUGAAAUCACAAAGGAAGACACUACUCCCAUUGCUGUUGUUAUUCCAGGGUUAACUAGUGAUUCUUCCUCUGCCUAUCUUAAGCACCUUGCCUACAACACAGCAAAAUCCGGUUGGAAUGUUGUUAUUAGCAACCAUAGAGGAUUGGGUGGUGUUUCUGUUACUUCCGAUUGCUUCUAUAAUGCUGGAUGGACAGAGGACGUGCGGGUAGUUCUUGCUCAUCUUCAACACGACUACCCAAUGGCUCCUCUCUUUGCUAUUGGAACUAGCAUUGGAGCUAAUAUUCUGGUGAAAUACCUUGGGGAAGAGGGUGAGAAGACUCCUCUGAAGGGCGCUGUAGCUAUUUGCUCUCCAUGGGACCUCUUAAUUAGUGACAGGUUUAUCUGCCGAAAAUUCAAACAAAGGUUGUACGACAGAGCUCUAACCAUUGGUCUUCAAGGUUAUGCCCAAUUACAUGAACCUCAGUAUACACGGCUUGCUAAUUGGGAAGGCAUAAAAAAGUCACGUUCCAUCCGAGAUUUUGACAAUCAUGCUACAUGUCAUGUCGGGAAAUUUGAGACUGUGGAUACAUUUUACCGAAAAUCUAGCAGUACCCAAUACGUAGGAAAUGUUGCUGUACCGCUACUCUGUAUCAGUGCUCUAGAUGAUCCCUUAUGCACAAAGGAAGCUAUUCCUUGGGAAGAAUGCCGGGCAAAUAAAAACAUUGUCUUGGCGACAACAAAUCACGGGGGACAUCUAGCGUUUUUCGAAGGAUUGACUGCAUCUAGCUUGUGGUGGGUUCGGGCCACAAACGAGUUUCUUGGCGCACUCAGCUGCAGUCGCUAUAUGCAUGUACAGAAAAUUCAAGAGAGUGGAAGCUCAGGAUCAGGAAAGCAGGAAGAGCCUACGAUAAACCAAAGCCCGUACCUAAAAAUUGCAGAAGACGGGUUGGUGGCAGUAGUCAACUUGGAGGAAAACACCCCACGGUCAGAAGAAGCAACACAAGUAUUGAACCAGAGAGGACCAAAGGUUAAAGAUAAGAGAAGCUUUAACGUGUUGUGCCGCCAGACAAAACGGUCCAUAUGGUUGCUUGGUUACAUAGGCAUGGUAACAGGUUUCCCUUUAGUUGGGAUGCUCAUGAGCUACCUCUUCCGUAAGAAGCAACGACCCAUAACAGCCUCCAAGUCCUGA
Eruca vesicaria subsp. sativa (arugula) is the source of this 1554-nucleotide messenger RNA. NCBI's taxonomy places the organism in Eukaryota, Viridiplantae, Streptophyta, Magnoliopsida, Brassicales, Brassicaceae. The record is from the annotation of a GenBank genome assembly.